Lytechinus pictus (painted urchin) is the source of this 7071-nucleotide messenger RNA. Its product is annotated as zinc finger protein ztf-16-like. NCBI's taxonomy places the organism in Eukaryota, Metazoa, Echinodermata, Echinoidea, Temnopleuroida, Toxopneustidae. Gene Ontology annotation, molecular function: chromatin insulator sequence binding. Gene Ontology annotation, cellular component: chromosome. The transcript has 2 exons. Gene Ontology annotation, biological process: regulation of transcription by RNA polymerase II. The record is from RefSeq and is a predicted model, not a curated record. The coding region runs from base 434 to 2116 and encodes 560 amino acids.
CGCAAGUCCCAAAUGCGCGCUGUUGAUUGGUUGACAAUCAAGUUGCGCAUGAUUUUUAGAGUUGCAAUUGAUUGCAACUCUUUCUGCAACGGGCCCCAGUAUUGUUAUUUGUUAUUGUUGCAAGCACAAAUAUGGACAAUUGCUUUCUGUUGAGAUGUUACAAAAAUGCAGAGCUGUGCGAUUGGCUAUAAAUAUCAAUUCAGUAGACCUAUGUGCGCUUACAUCUGAUUAUUUGUGUCUAUUCACCAAGCCUGACCAAGUACAUAUCAAUCCUUCCACAUUUAAUUAUCGAACGUGUAUACAAUUGAAAAUUCCACUUCAUGUACACCCCUUGUUGUUACAUAUCCUUAGAUAAUAAAAAAAAUCUUUGUUUGUUUUGCAGGACUUCUCUUCAUCAAAGACUGUUGUGAGUGCAUACUGACCUGGUAGAUCCAUGGCUUCUAGCACCAUGGAUGACGAAACAAGAUCUCCCCUGAGUUCCAUGGAGGAAGAAAGAAGAUCUCCUAUGAGUACUAUGGAGGAAGAGACAAGAUCUCCCUUGGAGAGAAUCUGCCAAGUUCUUUCAUCCAAAUCCAAGAACUAUGAUGAUGCUGAUGACCAGGGGGAGAGUCUGCCCAACCCGGUGACAUCCGCUUUACAGUUCCGGUACAAGUGUGACAAGUGUGAACAAUCCUUCUCUUCCAAGGGCGGUUGUACAAAUCACAAAAAGAGGAUGCAUCCAACAGAUGAUGACCUGAGCAAACACUGGCAUACCUGUGAGCUAUGUGGUAAGAGCUUUUUCUACAAGAAGCAAUAUGACAACCAUGUUAGUAGCUGUAAUGGUAUUCCAGAAGACAAGAGCGGGAGUAUCUGUAUUUGCCCAAUCUGUCCGUUUUCGUGUGAUGAUAAGGAAGAACUAGCCAAUCAUGUUAUGGAACACGAGAAUGCUGAUGCGGAGAAUGGUGAUUUGCUUGAACCGCCCAUCCUGGAUGAAUCAUUGUACGGCAGGGAGAGCAAUGGACAGUAUGAUGGGGACAUCCCAGCACCUAGUCCAACUCUCUUUGUUGAUGAGUCAUUGUCAGAUGGUGUGAUGAAUGAGAUUGAGCCAGAGAUUAUUCAGUCAGAGAAGGGGACGUGGCAAUGCCCAAUGUGUCCUAUCCGCUGCACUGAGAAAGAUGUUGUCAAAGCUCACAUGCGAGACCGUCAUCUCAACAAAGUCAGGAAGCACAUUUGCAAUAUUUGCAAGCGUGCCUUCACUCACAGCUCAGGACUCAAACAGCAUAUAACUCGUGUCCACAAUGUUCCUGGACCCCCUCCAGAUCCGGAUGGAAAAAAGUUCUUCAAGUGUGGUCUUUGUGGGAAGGCGUUCUCUCUCGUACGUAGCCUCAUCAGUCACUGGCCUACCCACAAAUUGCAAACAUGCAGCAGUCUGGAGAAUUUUCAGUGUAUCCUUUGCAAGGCCUUUUUCCAACUUCCAUCUCAGCUCCAGGAUCACUUCAUCAAGCAACAUCCUCAAGAAGCUACUUCUCGUUCUAUGCCUUCAACCACCCUCUCUGAGAAACGACCUCAUCCUGAUAACUCUAGUGACACACAGCCUGCCAUAAAGCUAGAGAAACUGGACUUCUCAGCAGUAGAAGAUGAGCAGGAUUCUGCAAAAGGCAUGCCAGGAUUUCUAUCAAGUCGGCAAUGUAAGGACAGCUUUGACUCGGAUUACCAUCCUUCGCCAAAUACCAGGAAGAUGAAAGCUACCACAUCCGCAGCAAGUCCAACAGUCCGAAGCAGUCGUUCUGUCCAGUCACCCCAUGUUCCGAGAGAAGUAGAUGUUGACGAUCGGCCUGGGAGUCACAUCAGCAGUAUGUCUGGGUCUGAUUCCUCUUCUAAGGAACCAGUAGUUGAUGGCAGCUGUGAGGAUACAGAGCCAACCAGUUCCCAGUCGUGUGCAUCAUGUAUGGAGAAAUCUGGUCGCCUUCUCACCAGCUGUAAGCACUGUGGCAUUUAUUUCACAGAUUUUGUGAUGCAUACGCUUCACAUGGGGCUUCAUGGCCAGGAUCAUCCCUUCCAGUGCCAUCAUUGUGGAAAAAAUUGUCAUGACAAGUACAAUUUCUUCACACACAUCUACCGGGAAUCUCAUAUGUAGGUGGUUAUCAUUGUACCCCAAGCACAUACAGUAUGUUGUCAAUCACUUUAGAACUAUUUUGCUACUUAUAUUUUGAAGGGUCACAGGCUCAAAAUAGUUGCCUUAAAGAAAUGUUGCUGAUGUUCCAUACAUGCAUGGGAUUUUUUUCAGCUUUAUUUUCUUGGAAUGGUAAAAAAAGUAUGUGCUUAUUUAUGAACAUGUACAAUGACGAUAAUGAAAGGUAGCAAGCUACAGUGGAUCUUUCUAUCAAUAUUUGCCUUAAAUUUUGAUGUUUUCUUUUCUCUUUCAUUCUACGUUAUUUCCAUUAUAGGCAUGUAUAAAAAAAAAUCGAAUUCAAAUUCCAUUUUCAACUAGAAGAACAAUUAAAAUUGAUUAAUAAGUAUUGAUUACUGUAUGUACCUCAUGGUGUUGAUUUAUAUUUUAUUUCUGUACAUGCAUAUGACAUGUACAUCGUAAUUUGAUAUUUUAAACAGAUCAAGAUUUACAGAAGAGACCAAUAUUUCUUCUCAUAGAUCUUUUCACAUUAAAAACACAACUAUGAUCAAUUGCUAUUCCAACUUAUUAAUAUUUAUAUGCAGUCAUGUACCUCCAUAUUCCUGAAAGUUGAAAUAUAUUUGAAUGUAAACAGGUUUCAUGCAAAAGCUCAUUAUAGAGCAUUCAUGAGAAUACCUUUAAGAGAUGCAUGUACCGUACAUGAAUUGCAUACAUGUAGCAACUUUUCAUGAAAAAAAAUAUACAAUUAGUUUUCAUGUUCUUGAAAAAUUCGGAAGUACAGUGUUUAUUCACGAAUGCAAAAUGUGAUUUGGCUUAGUUUGGCAUCAAAUUCUGAUUGCGAACAAAUUUUCCAUCACUUUCAUAUAAUUUUUAAUGUGUAUAUCUGAUACAAUGUACAUUUUAUGAUUUACGAAUUUCAAGAUAGUAAUGAAAUGUUACAAGCUUUUGUUCUUGGCUCUAUCAUGUUAUGGAGUAGUCAGGGAUUGCUUUAUGUUUAACUGGUAUCUACUGUACAUGUAUCCUUGAUUCACACAUCAUUUGCAUUGUAGUAAGAAUUGAAAGGAAAUCAAUUGACUUUAGUUUAAACUGUCAUUAUUGAUUUUUUUGUGGUACUUUCACUUUAAUAUGUCAUUAGGAGCAUACCAGUAAUAAAGUUGGUUUUCAUUCUGCCUUAUCCAAAGUGAUGUGGAAGAAAAAUAUUACACCAUUGCAUCAGUUAUAGAAUUUAUAGACACAUUUCAUUUUUUCUUAUUGCACUUUAAUGUAGUCACUUGUAGUUGAAUGGAGCAAAAUUUUACUUGAGAAAAUAUUUGUUGUUAAUUGAAUGAGUUAAAUGACUAUUGUAUAUUAUUAUAAUACAAGUGCUCUCAUUGUGAUUUACACAUUGUUUAGUAAUUAUGUCGGUUAGAUGUGCCUUUCUCUUGUAAAUUGGAAAAUAUAUUUUCGUGUGUAAAUUGUAUGUAAGGGGUGUUAUGGGUAUAUCCAUUUCAUUUUGUUCAUUUGAUUCAUAUUUCUAUAUUUGAUCAUGUUUGUUCAAAGUGUAAAGAAUAUUUUGUGUACAAUUUUGAAUCUGAAACAGUGUUUUUGUUAUUUUAAUUGAUUUUGACAUGGUGAAGAAUCAUUUGACUUUAGAAGACUUUGACAGGGUCUUCAAAUUUAAUUAAUUUCUUGUAAUUGACAUAAGCUCAUAGCAUGCUUAUCAGAUGUAGAGAUUUGCAGCUGAAUUUUUUAAACUUUAAUUUGUUAGUAAAUAUUGAUCCGAUGGUCGAGUUGAUCGUGAAUAAGUCAACAGUACAAUGAUGUAUUUGUGAUUUUUUUAUUUUCCAUUCUGAUUCCUGUUCACUUAAGAUGGUGUCUCACUCUUGAUCCUGUUAAGGUUAAUUUGUAGUCAAUGCAAUCAAUCGUAAAAAAAAAGAAGAUGUUCUAUGAUGAUUGCCAUGCUUUGUAUUAUGGGCUCCUGGGGGGCGUUUCACAAAGAUUUAAGUAUGACUUAGAGUCUUACCAUAGAGCUAUCUGUAUAGCUCCAUGGUCUUACUUAAAUGCCGAAGCAUACAUGAUAUGCACAAUCUUAUUGAUCAAUAUGCAGUAGUGCGCAUCCACUUGCCAUGAUCUGACUAAUGCAGUGAUGUCUUUUAAACCGCACGCAACAAGGCAUUAAAGUGCAACUCUCGGUCAUACUUAAAUCUUUGUGAAACACCCCCUGGAGACUUAGAAAGGACCCCGUGAGACAAAGUUUGACAAUUUAUCAUGUGAUAAAUUUUAUAAUUGACUGCACAUACAUUAGUAUGCCAUACAAAUAUGUAAUAGAAUUGAUAAUAGUGUCCUGUAAUCAAUCACUAAGCUCUGUGCUACAUGGCUUCUCAAGUCAUGGAGAAUGUAUACAGGGGUGUAUACAUUACUACUCAUUAUGCCGAGACUGGCCGAGUCUGCAGGAAGGCAAAGAAAUAAACAAAUAUUCGACUUUGAAUCUCAAUUACACAGAGACUAAUUCAUGAUUCAUGCAAACACCACAACUGGCCAUUGGGGCGUGCGCCUGUAAUCCAAGCUAUGUGGGGAAGUUACAAAUUGAUGCAGAGGUUCGAGCCCUGGUCAUGUCUCUCGGAUGGUGACGUUAAAGGUCGAUCUCGGACGUAAAUGAUCAUUUCUGAUUGAUACACAUCUGACGGAACUCAAAGUUGAUUGAGAUUUUGAAACAAUUAAAAGGCUAAUUUGCAGAGAUGUUGCACUCUUUUCCAGGGCCUACUCUUACAAAGAGUUGCGACUGACCUGAUUGCUCAAAACAGUGAAAAUCCAUCAAACUCAUGAUUUGUAUAGGAAAUAUAUACAGCAUCACUUUUGUUCAGAAAAGAGGACUCGGGAGCAUAAUUUGUCUAGACAAUGAUGCAUGCAAGAGGUUACAAAUUAUUUUACAUAACACUUUCAUUGGAUGGCUGUAUUCUGGACAUAGGCGUUAAAAGCUUUCCAUAGUUACGAUCGAUCAGAUCAAUCACAAGUCUUUGUAAGACAAGGCCCAGAUGAAUUUUAUUCUAGACUCAUCUUCAAAAUGCAAGCAAAUUUUAUCUCUCAUGGAUGAAGGUGACUGACCCAAAUUGAUCGGUCUGAUCUAACAGUCCCGUCAAUCUGCAUUUUACCUCUCUUAUUGUCAAUCUGUUGAUGAAUUUAAUUGUGAUUAUGUCCCUUAACUUUUUAUUUUGUUUCUUGUAUAUGUAGCACCUUUAGUGAUAAUUUAUCACAAAAUGUGCAUUAUAAUACUUAUUAUGUGUGAUACGUAACUAGUGAUUAGUAACCAUUGGUAAUAAAUGGGGGGGGGGGGGGCUUUUGUUCAAAUGUUUCUUGUUAGAUAGGUUUUAUUUACAGCUCUGAAUAGUAUGCAAAUUUAUCGUACAGUGUAUAGGUCUGUGUGAUCUGUCAAGUGCCUGAAUAUAGUGAAUCUAUUUAUUCUUUAGUAGUGAUUCAACUAAGAAUAAGAAUGGCAUAUUGCCCAAAACUUUGUUCUGUACUCAUAUGAGGCAAGCUAAUUCAAACAUAUUUUUCUGACAUAGCAAACAAUUAUUGUUAUAUCACAGGUGUGUGUAUGUUUGAAGAAUUUUUUUAUUUUUGAAAACUCACAAUUUUUAUUUGGUCAACCACAUUUUUUCAUGGAGAAAUUCUUCCUUAAAAUCCUUUUUUAAGAAUAUUUCAUUUGCACAUCAGAUGAAAGAAUAACGUGAGUAGCUCAUAUUUUAUCAGUCAUUAAGUUUUGAUUUAAUAUUAUUUGGCAGAAAUUUUCUUGAAAAACAAUUUUGUGUUACAAGAAACUGCAAGGAAGUACUCGUUUCCACAGAAUCUCUGACUUUUUUAAGUCUGCGUAAAAAAUUAAUUACUUCAAUUUAAUUAUUUCUCUGUCCACCCCCCUCCCCCCCAAAAAAAAAAAUAGAAAACAAUCAACCACAAAAAUAUAUUUUGAAAAAAAUCAUAAUUUUAAAGAGAAUGUUCAAAUUUAUUGAAUCAAGUUAUGAUUAAUUAUGUAGAUGGGAACCAUAUAGACUGCAAUGAUUUGAAAACAAAUAAUUUCUUAUCUCAAUUUGAAAAAUGUCCUAGUACACAUAGGUUGUUUAUUAUUAUUUAUUUUUAUUGGUGUAUACAUGAAAAUUGACCAGCAGCGCAUGCUGAAAGGGUCAGUUUGCAAAUCUUCAUGAAUUUCAAUAUAAAAAAGCAAAAAUGAACGAAAAACGUAAUUCCAGUUGUUUAAAUUGCUCUGGAGCCAGUAUGUUAUGUUUUGAGAAUGAACUACAAUUUAAUGAAUUAUUUUAGUUAAAACAAAUCAAUUAAUUCAUGAUCAUGUUCAUAUACAUGUAGAAAUAUUUGCAUUAUAUAUGUACAUGUAUGUUACACAUAUUUAGGUCGUGCUUGUCAGAGCUGAUAUUUCAUUGCCUAUCAUGAACUUUGUUUAUUAUUCAUAAGAAAAUUGUAACAUAUUGCCUAUCCGUAGACAAAUGGGGAAAAAAAUUCUCUCAGCUUGAAAUGAAUUUCCAUUGUACCUAGUAACAAAGACUAUUUCUUAAUGAAGCAGUUGGGAAUUCCAUCUGCUUUUCCACCUUAAUGAUUCACAUAAUGAAUACAACUCAGUAGUCGGGUGUGGCUACUUCUGCAGUUGCCAACAAAAUUGAGAUAAUCCUCGCAAAAAAUAUAAGUUGAAAAAAUGUUAAUUCAAAUAUUUUUUUUGAACCUGUUCAUAAUGACCACCCUUCUAUAAAGGCCAAUUUUCUUGUCUCCCCUCUGGUGGUCAUUAUAUACAGGUUCAACUGUAACUAUUUACUGAUUUGAUCAACAAUGAAAUGAAUUGCCUUUUGAUAAAUGCUAUUCACUAUUGCUCAAGUGUUUGAAAUACACUUCGUGUAGAUCUUACAUGUCAUCCAGUAUACUUUACAUUUAGUUUCAUUGUUAAUUUCUUGCAAGAUUAAAAGUUUUGUUGUAAAUAA